AGUCGGUAAGUGUCUGAAGGAGGGCUAUCUAAGAAUUGUCCGUUGUAAAUCCUUGUUAAUCCUUCUUUAAAACAACACGUAGCACAAUACAAAAAGACCCGGGCUUCAAUCAAAUUUGACCGACCAGGAUAAAACAGACUAAAUUGAAAAUGUACGCCUGUGCAAAGUUCGUCUCCACGCCGGCUCUGGUCCGUGCUGGUUCCCGGGCCCUUUACAGACCCCUGUCUGCCUGUAUGAUGUCCAGGCCCGAGGUCAACACAGAGAACAAUGUAGCCGUCAUGCCACAGAGCCCCUUCACCCAAGUAGCACUGAGAGGCUUCCAGACCAGUGCUGUGAGCAGGGACAUUGACACAGCCGCCAAAUUCAUUGGCGCUGGAGCAGCCACAGUCGGAGUGGCUGGAUCCGGUGCUGGAAUUGGAACAGUGUUUGGAAGUCUCAUUAUUGGAUAUGCCAGGAACCCAUCUCUGAAGCAGCAGCUGUUCUCCUACGCUAUCCUGGGAUUCGCCCUGUCUGAAGCCAUGGGUCUAUUCUGUUUGAUGGUUGCUUUCUUAAUCUUGUUUGCUAUGUAACACAUCUACUGUCCAUAGAAACACUAAUUACAGAUGUGACUACAUAUUUUAUUGUGGCUACCAAAAAACGUUACGUGUUGGUGUCAUGGAAAUGUAUAUUUUCAAGUCUGUCAGACAGUCAAAAUAACCAAAAACAUGUUUUGUAAAAAUGUAAGAAAUUACAUAAUUAAAAUGCAUGUAUUUGACUAUUUACAAUAUGGCAGUACGUUUUCUGUUUCGGAAUCAUGUUUCACCACAAUCAAGAAGACGACUAGCUUCUGUUGAAUGUCACCAUGGGAUUAUACAAAGGAACUGCUUAACUUACUGUAAAUCAGUCUGCUGCAUUUGCCAUUUUUCCAAUGCAUCAUAUGUUCACUUCUGUGGGUCCACAUUGACGCUUUCGUUGGUUCAAGUGCAGUUCUAUAGAAGUAUGUAAGUAGGCAGCAAGUGAGCGCUUGCUUUUGUAAAUGGCAUUAAAUAAAUCUAGACAAAUUUGAUGGUGCUAAA
Molecule: messenger RNA, 1055 nt
Organism: Coregonus clupeaformis (lake whitefish)
Lineage: Eukaryota; Metazoa; Chordata; Actinopteri; Salmoniformes; Salmonidae
Product: ATP synthase F(0) complex subunit C2, mitochondrial
Exons: 5
Coding region: 150-569 (139 amino acids)
Biological process (GO): proton transmembrane transport; proton motive force-driven ATP synthesis
Molecular function (GO): proton transmembrane transporter activity
Source: RefSeq, a predicted model, not a curated record